UCCCCUCGUCAUCACUGCAGUCGUAGUAAUACUCAUCUGCCUCGUCCACUUCGUAAAACGUCCGCAUUAGUGGCCUAAAUACCAGCAGCACCUACCGCCAUCCCACGGACUAAUUCCUUUUCCGCGACGGGUUGCUGUUACCUGCCUACUCUACCCACCACCGAGCGCACAGCACGCAGCUUCCCAACCAAGAUAGACCGGCGCAACAGCAGUGCUUAAAUUUCCCUCCAGGACCUAGAUACCAACUCAAACACCCUUCCUUCAUCCUCAGCCACCUCACCAUCCUCACCAUCCUCACAACCUCACCUCCCACCUAAGCCACAUCUCAUGGCCACCCCCACAAUAAUCGCCUACAGCGCCCUCGGCGCCACCAUCUGCGUCGUCAACAGCAUCGCAGGCAUAGCCGCAUACUACCACCACCGCAAGCGGCAAUCCGCCAACAGAAAAGCAGCCGUAGCGGCUUGGAACGCGGACCACGGCCCGUACCCCCAGCACGCAAAGGGCCCGACGCCGCUGCGCGAGUUUUACGACGACGACGCGGCCGUGCCUGACGCCCGGGGAUUGGUGAUGCAGCCGCCUCGUGCGCAGAAACGGAGGCGCUUUUCGCUGUCUAAGCUGGGCCGCGGUAAGAGAGGUUGA
Molecule: messenger RNA, 639 nt
Organism: Aplosporella prunicola CBS 121167
Lineage: Eukaryota; Fungi; Ascomycota; Dothideomycetes; Botryosphaeriales; Aplosporellaceae
Exons: 1
Coding region: 328-639 (103 amino acids)
Source: RefSeq, a predicted model, not a curated record